This is a messenger RNA of Diospyros lotus (date-plum), 1153 nucleotides long. RefSeq lists its product as uncharacterized. Lineage: Eukaryota; Viridiplantae; Streptophyta; Magnoliopsida; Ericales; Ebenaceae. Gene Ontology annotation, molecular function: cytoskeletal motor activity. The coding region runs from base 186 to 860 and encodes 224 amino acids. Gene Ontology annotation, cellular component: myosin complex. The transcript has 4 exons. The record is from RefSeq and is a predicted model, not a curated record.
UUAUUGUUAUUUAUUUUUAUUAUUACCGCAGCCCAAAUUUGGUUUUCGAGAAAUUCUUCACGAGCCCCAGCCGCCAGCUCUGGGCUGGACCCACGGCUCCAACCGGCUCGAUUCUACUUGCAAGUUGCAUCUCCGCCUUCUAAGGCGCCUCCGGCGAUCCAUCGGAGCCACAUUCGCAUCCAAGAAUGAGCCGGUUCUUGUCGCAGCGCCGAGUCCAAGUCGCCGACGCCCAACCGAUUCGCCACAACGAGCCGUCAGAAACCCCUGCAAACGACGGUGAGGAUGAAAGCAUCAUCAAAAUCAGGCCGUCCGAUAGCAACGUGACGGAAGAUCAGGAGCCGUUCAUGGGGAUCAAGAUCCGCCGGAAAGCCUCCAGCCGCAGAGACUACAGGGGUGAUUACGUUGACAUCCCUUCGCGUCCCUAUCUCACGAAGAUCCUCGAGAAACAAGGUGACAAGAAAGUUCUCUUUGCUGACAAAGUUCUCAAGUUUACUGGCUCAGGGAAGAUGAAACAGCGUAUUCUUCUAAUUACUGAUUUUGCCAUUUACAUGAUUGAUCCUGAGACCAAUGCACUUAAGAGGCGGGUAGCACUAGCAGCUGUUGACAGGGUUUGCUUGAGUGAAUUGAGUGAUAAUUUCUUUGCAGUUAUCAUUCCAACCGAAUAUGAUAUACUCAUGGCUAGUACUCGGAAGACUGAAAUUGUUAAUGUUUUAGUAGAAGCUAACAAGAGCACAUCAAAUUAUGAACUUGAGGUGGCUUUCUCCAAUAGCUUUGAGUAUCAUGCAGCCGCUGAUCUGGAGAAGGAAAUUCAAUUCGAGGAAGUAGAAGGUGGGGUCAAAACAAGAAUUGUGCGGAAAUAAGUUGCGUGUUGUAUUUGCCAUACCGUGCCAGAACCAAGCCCUUAUUCCUGCCAUGUAAAGGUGAUUGAAUUUGUUUGCUACCCAAAAAAAAAAAAAAGGUGAUUGAAUUUGUCCUAUUUGUGAAACAGUGUUCUCAGAAUUAAACCGACAAGCAAGAUAGUGUAGCUCAUACUUCUAAAGUUUACCCUUCCAAUUGUUUUAUUCCAUAAGCCAAAUCUCACAUUGGAUGUAUUUGAUUGUGAUUAUUAGUUCUUUCAGUCUAUAUAUAAGGUAGUGUCGCCAUUGCAACAGAA